CCCAAUGGCGUAGGAGACAGGAACGUUGAGCUCUGCGCUUGGCUUGGCAUGUUUUGCAGUAUCAGCUGAUGGACUUGAUGAACUCUCUUCCGUGUUGUGAAAAAAAGGAAAGAGGGAUAUAAGUGCCGCCGUGGAGUUCGUACCGUGGCAGUACGUCGUGUCGCGUCGUCAACGUUGUAAUAUGCCGACGCGUAACGUUGCCAUCGAGGUAACGGCGCCGAACAGAUCCCUCCGUUUUAUCAGCUCAUCUCCACUAAUCCGCUGUCAUCGUCAGGGAUAUUAAGUUGUGUUUUGAUUUGAUUCGCUCAACGCUCGAGCAAGUGAGAGUAAGUGAGAGGGACGGGAGAAGGAGAGAGGAAGGAGUAGAGAGAGAUAGAGUGAGAGAAUACUUAAUAUUUAAAUAAACAUGGGAGGUGCUGUAAGUUGUGGACAAGACAAUGAUGAAUUAGUGGAUAAUUUAAUGGGAUCGGGAUAUAUCAGAACAAAGAAGGUUGAACAAGUUUUUAGAGCUAUAGAUAGAGCAAACUAUGUUUUGCCUGAAUAUCGAGAAGGCGCUUACAAGGAUUUAGCUUGGAAACAUGAAAAUAUACAUUUAUCAGCUCCCUGUAUAUAUAGUGAAGUAUUGGAAGGACUAAGUUUAGAGCCUGGCUUAAGCUUUCUGAAUCUUGGAUCGGGUACUGGUUACCUCAGCACAAUGGCAGGAUUGUUAAUAAAACAACAUGGAAUAAAUCACGGAAUUGAAUUGCACGAAGAUUGUUUAAGUUACGCGUACAAAAGGUUGGAGGAAUUCAAGGAAACGUCAUUGGCUUUAAAUGAGUUUGAUUUCUGUGAACCUGUAUUUAUACAAGGAAAUUGUCUUAGCCUUAUACCAGGUAGACAAUACGACAGAGUAUAUUGUGGUGCAGCGUGUCCUGAAAGUCACGAGGCAUUUAUUAAGCAAUUCGUACGCAUUGGAGGUAUAUUAGUAAUGCCUUACAAGGAUGAAUUGCUACGUUUGCAAAGAGUGGAUGAGAAUACAUGGUUGCAGAACACAAUGCUUCCCGUAUCGUUCGCGACUCUAGUCGUACCUCCGUCCUCGGAACACAAUUUGUUUCAUCUGCCGGAGUACAAUCCCCUAUCUCUACAAGAGCUGUGUCGUGGUAGAAUCCGACAUCAUCUACGUCACAAUAUCUGGAACGAGCACCCCGAGCUCGAGACUGUGAAGCCCGUAGCACCAAUACAUCAAAGGCAGACUGAGCAACAAGAUACCCUCAGACGUUUUGUAAUACCUAUUUUUGACUCUGACGAUUUUACCGAUGAUGAGGAAGAACUUGCCGGGCGAGCGCGUUUCUUAUUAAAUGCGCGUCUCGCUGAUGUUCAGCCUGGAGAAGCUAUCACGACGAGCUUGCAAUUGGUACGAGCGGUCGUACAACCGAAUCAGAACGGUGAAGAUAGUAGAGAGACUCGACGGAUUUCGGACAAUACCCACGAGAGUACUCGAGAUAUCGGUGUGAAUACGGAUUUCCCUGUACGUCAGCAGAGACGGAAAUCCAACGCGAAAAACACUGUUUCAAGUAUGAGUAUGGAUGAUACGAGUGCGGGUCACAGUUCCUCUGUAGGCACAGAUACGAACGACAACAACAACAGAGCGGAGGAGCGAAGUAAAAGAAACGCGGAAAAAUCCAGCGUGGCCACAUACUCCAACAUGAGCGAUAGCGACAGCGACAGUGACGGUGAGCAAGAGAGCGUUUUCAUGCAACGCAAGAAAAUUGCGAAGCGCGAAAAAACGGACAGUGGUAUAGUGGACGAUGCAAAUUUCAGCAAUGAUGAAAGUAGCUCCAGUUCGAACACUAAUCACUCUGAUUCUGACAUCACCGAUACUACGGAUGCGGGUGACGCAAUGGACGUAGAUUUACCCGAGAUCGCGAUUUAUAAGUCGUGCAGCGACGCGUGCUGCAAGCCAAAAUAUCAAAUCGGCUCUAAUACCGGCAAAAAAGUAACUGUCGCGCACUAUGUAGAUAGCAAGGCGUUUGCCGUUUACAUGAAGGAAAAGAUAGGACAGUUACCAUUGCCUUUCUCAAUAAAGUUGUAUAUGAAUUAUAAUCGGAAAUUGUAAGCAAAUAAUCGUUAUAUAUUAUUCUUAUUUAAAGAAAUACAUACAUUUUUAUUACACAA
Mycetomoellerius zeteki is the source of this 2154-nucleotide messenger RNA. RefSeq names its product protein-L-isoaspartate O-methyltransferase domain-containing protein 1. Gene Ontology annotation, biological process: protein modification process. The record is from RefSeq and is a predicted model, not a curated record. Gene Ontology annotation, cellular component: cytoplasm. The transcript is spliced from 6 exons. Gene Ontology annotation, molecular function: protein-L-isoaspartate (D-aspartate) O-methyltransferase activity. The coding region runs from base 407 to 2095 and encodes 562 amino acids. Lineage: Eukaryota; Metazoa; Arthropoda; Insecta; Hymenoptera; Formicidae.